Molecule: messenger RNA, 4459 nt
Organism: Myzus persicae (green peach aphid)
Lineage: Eukaryota; Metazoa; Arthropoda; Insecta; Hemiptera; Aphididae
Product: ubiquitin-like-specific protease 1
Exons: 3
Coding region: 2545-3816 (423 amino acids)
Biological process (GO): proteolysis
Molecular function (GO): deNEDDylase activity; cysteine-type peptidase activity
Source: RefSeq, a predicted model, not a curated record
CCCCCCAACAACAGCUACAACAAUAAAUUUAGUUUGAAUAUUUUGAAACUUUUUUAAUUUUCAAAAGUUGAUUAUUCGGAAUUUAAUUCAGAAAUCUAAUAAUGUGGACUGACCAAUCUCAAGCAGACAUUAUAACGAAUUCGGAUCAGUUUGCUAAAAUAUUAUAGGAUUCUUAGGUCGAUCGUUAGGAUGGACAAAAAGUGCAUACAAAUGAUCAUAAAUUGUUUACCGUUCACUAGUGCAACGCCGAGUAUAUGACUUGUACAUGCGCGUGCGGGAGCGAUCUGCUAUUUCUUUUACACACAGUCACACACGACACACGCUGAUCAUCACUUAUUACGUACACAUUUACAAGACCCGCGUAUAAGCAAUUUGAAAAUUGCCUAUUUCGAACUCCUUAAAAAACUGUCCAUCGCCGAUCCCUUUAACAAUGAUCACAGAAAAUUUAUUUCGUGGUAUCAUAGUACCAUCCCAAAAGAUGAUCAAAUAUCAUCAAAGAAGUCGUCCUACCGUCUCAUGUUUGUUGGUAAAAACUGUUUUGCGCGUUUCAACUUUUCUCUCGUCGUAUUUUUAAGAAAACUACCGACCUACGACCUACUGCACUAACCACACCGCAUAAAGUAGAUAUGUAUAUUUGAGUGGCGCUUUUUUUUCCACAUAAAUGCAAUUUAAGUCAUUUAUUUUUAAACGUUUGCUUUUUUGUUGUUUUUCUUUGAACGUCUUACCAUGGUGUAGUAUUAUUACUCUACAAUAGGUGACAUUCCAUGUAUUAUUUUAUUUAGUAAAAAAAUAAAUUACUAAUAAUAAUAUAAUAUAAUGACGAAGAAAAUAAUUUGCAUGAUUUUGAAUUGUCGAACGAGCGCCGUCGCCGGAAAACGCACGGCAGUUCGCUUUGAAUUUUUGCGAUCUUCGUCUGCUGUACAACGGUUUCUUAUGCUAGGUAACUUAGUAAAUUGUACAUUACUUAAAAACAAUGUAAAUAACUACCUUUUUGUGAUUCAAUUAUUGACACAAAUUAUUUUAUACAUUUGGCAAUAACUAUUACAUAUAACAUAAAUAUUUUACGUCUAUACUUAUUAAUCUGUUAUAUACAACAUAACAAAAUACCUACCUGAUAAAGUGGCAUUUGAAAAAACUUCUUUACUAUAGGUACAUAAUUUAUUAAAAUAUUUUUUAAAUUAUAUACUAUGUAUAGGAAAAGAUAAUGUAAAUAUUUAAUGACAAAAGUGUCUACGGUCAUUCGUUUUUAAAUUACAACAAAAUAUAAAAAUCGCUCUAUUAGAUUUCGAUAUUCGUUGAUUUUUUUUUAUUUUAAGGAGGAAUAAACUACUUUAUAGAAAUGUGAAAUAUCAAAUGUAAUGGCUAAGACCCCGUCCGCGUCCUCGGCUAAAGUUUAUUUUUUUUCAUCGUCGUCGACGACGAUCACUUGUGUUUGAAUCAGUUCUUCUAAGCCCGUCCCUGACAAACGAGGUUUUUUUUUAUUCAUUAUUUCGCUCUUUCCCGCUCCCACACUCGCCCUGUAAGAAACAAUUCAUCAUUUAUCUGUCUUUAUUUCUUUCAUGACUGUCAAUGAACAGAGAAAAAAAUUAAAAUCUGAAGGGCCGAAACGUUAACAUUGUCACCGUCGCACGACACAUUCUGGUUUCACUCAUUCUGUGUUGUGGUGGGGGGGCGUGGGGGAGUAGACCGACACUUUGCCAUACGCCGCCAUAAUCUGUGAUAAAUGAUAAUUAUGACGGACUGAAGCAGUUAAUCAAUGAUAGGUGCAUAGGCUUGAUUAAUCUAUUUGGGGGCUACCAAUAGCUUUUUUUCCCUAGUGGUACCUUUCGACGACGACGCCGCCGGAACUUCUUGCGAAUUCCAAGCGAGCUAUAGCCCCCUUAGGCCCCACCAUUCUACACCUAUGGAUAGGUGGAGGUAGAUAUCGGCGGCGGUGGUAGCGUCGUGACGUCACAGCGGAGAUACAACAACGUACAAUGUACUGUUGUCACUUACCAUUACGUCUACGAGUGGUACAAGUGUACAAGUGUACAAGUGACGUUCGGUACUAGUAACUCACAACCUAUGACGCUAACCUCAAAACACACCGUCUUUGUUGUAUUACUCUUGUGCGCGUUUCGUCAUUCUGUGUUUUUCGUCGGUCCUGCAUAUUUGCCUUCUGCACGCUUCGUCGGUAAACAUCAGAUUUUUAUUAACGCAGCAGUUUUUUUUUCUCUACCGUUUUACUGGUUCGCCACUUGACCUAGUCACACGGCAUUCCUAAAAUUUUUACGUUUCACUCGUUGUUCAACCCACAACGAACGACUGAAAACCUAGCGGCCACCCGCUUCUCACACGACUCAAGUAUUUAGCUUACGGUACGUCGAUCACCACUACGCUUCUGUCGUUGUUGAUGAUUUCCCCGUCUCAUCCGAUCAAUUGAUCGACACUCGUCUAGAACACCCCACCAACGGUACUCACUCAAACUGGUAAUCAACUUGUGAAUUGUCUAUAACACUUCCAGUUGAAAUACUUACCUGGCCCUGUGACAAUCAAGACUAUACAAUGAAUCGAUUCGAGCCGGAAAUUGUCAUUAUCAACAGUAUGGCCGACUUAAAUGAGCUCAUGGAUGUAACUGAAGAUACUGAUAGGUAUUAUUUUGGAAGAAACGAAGAAGAAAAUGAAAACCCUUUCCCAUUAGUGAAUGAUGAAACAGCCGAUUCAAAUAAUAUUUUAUCGGUUGACCACUCGAAUAUGGAUUUGAUGUUUUCAUCAAUAGUGGAUGAUAUAAAUAACAUUUAUAAAGACUAUCCAUCAAAUUUUGAAAGCCUUAUGGAAAUAGAUUAUGUGGAUUUUGAUAAUCUAGAUGAUAGUACUUCUCAAAAUCAACCGAGUACUUCAAUGGUAGUUAAUGGAGAACAAAAUUAUAAUAUUGAUGCAUUUACGAUUGUGGACUCUGAUGAUGAAAAUAAACAGGAAGUAAGAACAGAAAAUAUCAAUGAUGGUGAACAAGAUAUCAUAAAUUUGAUAAGUGACGAUGAAGAUGAGAAUAGUGUGCAAUUAAAUGGAGAACAAAAUGACCCAAUUGUAUUAAGUGAUACGGAAGAUGAUGAUACUAGUUUGGAGACCAGCCAGGCAGUGGAAACUAUCCAAUUAACAAGUGUCCAUGAAAUUCGAUCUCCAAAAAACAUAAAAAAGAUUCUCCCGAGGUUCAAAACUAAAGUUCAAGAAACCUUACAUUUUUUGUCCUCAAAAAGGGUAGACUUACUUGUACGUCAUACCGAUGGUUAUAAGUUGCUUACGUCUGAUCUUUUUAAAUUAAUUACUCCAAGAGCCUGGCUGACCGAUGGAGUCAUUAUGCAUUAUUUUUUGUUGUUGGUUCAACAUAGUAAGCGAGUAUUAUUGAUGGAUCCGGAUAUGUUAACCAGUUGUACUCGGAAAGGGUUUGUUCCAGAAAAAAUCAAUAAAACUGAUGAAUAUGACAAAAUUAUCAUUCCGAUCAACCCCAAUCGCAACCAUUGGGCUUUUGUGGUGUUGGAAAUUCGGCAAAGGAAGUUGAUAGUUAUAGAUAGCAUAGACCAUACGGGCAGUAAAGAAUUGGAUUUAGUAAAUGAAUUUGUAGAUCUAGCUUUUAAGGAGAUUUUCCCCACAGGCUUCGAAAAUGUAAAACUGUUCUCUCCUAAACAGUCAAAUACUGAUGACUGUGGUGUCUUUACAUGUACAAAUGCUCGAUAUUAUUUGUUCAAUAGGCACCCUGAUUAUACUCAGAAGGAUAUUCCCCUUUUACGGCAUCGUAUCGCUUGGGAAAUUAUUCAAAAUACCUUAAUACCCUUUUAAGUGGUCUUUAAAUUAUUAUUAAAUUUGAAUUGUUUAAACAUAAUUAUUAUUAUUAAUUUUGUAUGCGGCAAAAGAGGUACAAGCCAGGGUAAUAAUAGUUUUUCUUUUUAUCUUUGUAAAUAUAUACUCUUAUGGAUCUCAACUAAUGUCGAUCGAACUCAUUAUUAGUGAUUUUAUAUUAUAAUAAUAGAUUUUGACAGUGACUGUGUUCAUACUUAAAUCUGAACAGUCGGUGAAAGACAACAGUGCCAUUUUGUUUUUACAAUAUAUUCAACGGGUCUUAGUCUUACGACUGUCACUGGCGUAACAUAUGAGACUGAUCUAUAACUUUAAUAUACAGAUAUAAGUGCCUUUUGUAUUUUUUAGUCUUUAGAUACUUAUCAUCACGACCUAACUAAACAAUUAUUUAUAAUAUGUUUAGUGUGAACUAAAAGCCGUAAAACAAAAGUAUGACAUUCCAUAAUUGGUACCUAUAUAAUUGGUCAUAAUACAUUUAUUUAUUUAUAUGUAACUGUAAAAUUCUUAUUUAAUCAUAUAUUAGGUAUUGAUUGUAUUAGGGGUACCUAAUUACUUAUUGUGUUUUUUUUUUAUGUACAACAUUUUUUUGUUCAUACUGUAAGUUUGUUACCCAUCAAUAUUAUAU